Molecule: messenger RNA, 1566 nt
Organism: Cladocopium goreaui
Lineage: Eukaryota; Dinophyceae; Suessiales; Symbiodiniaceae
Source: the annotation of a GenBank genome assembly
GCGAGACGGCGCUGCAUGCGGCGGCUUGGAACGGCGAGGCCGCCGUGGUCGAGCAGCUGAUCUCUGCGGGGGCCAAGGUGGACACGGCCCGCAAAGACGGCUGUGGCCUCGGAAGGGUUUCAAGUUGCUUUGGGAGUGGCUCUGACGAGGAUGAAACUGCCAUCGCAAUUUGGCUCAAGAGAUGGCUCAAGGGCGAGACGAAAAAGCGAGAGUCAUCGGUGCAGCGCUGUGCAGCUGCUGCCGCGGCAGACUGCGCUGAUGAUAUGAUUCAGCGGACGGUGGAGCUUCCGAAAUUGUCGAUAGAUGCCACUGCUCUGCAAUUUGGCGAUUGGCUUAGCAUCAUCCAGUUGAACUUGGAUCAGAUGCCAACAGCAGAGACGAUCUUGAGCUACUCCGAGCAUCUGCUAGCUGAAGCGGAAGAGCUGACUCUGAUCGUGCCCGUGAAGGCAACUUCGGCCGUGAAAGCUGUGUCCAAACCAAGUGGGAAAGGGGCCCCUGAAAAAUCUGGGAAGGGUUUCCUGAAAAAACUACUGGGGAUGUUGCCGCUGCAGAGAAGUCUCUUGGUUCCGAAACCGUUUGCAGGCUCAGACGUCGAGAUGAUUACCUUGGACGUUCGAGAUGGUCAGAAUGUCCACUGUUUGACUCCCCCGGGGGACGAGACGUCAGCUGCCGAAAAGCCAAUUGUUGCUGGCGAUGUGUCUCCCGAUGCUCCGGUGAAGGUGAUUGUGGCUAUGGCUGCGCUGGCUGUGGCGUCUACAACUGCUGCGCGGGCUGACGUGCGGAUCGCUUGCGCCACUGCUGCCGCUGCUUGCGCUGGAUGGCUUGCGUGCAACUGGCAGCCGGCACCUUCAGCCAAAGGCCUGACGGGGCUGCACUGCGCGGCUCAGAAAGGCCAUGCCGCCGUGGUCGAGCAGCUGAUCUCUGCGAAGGCCACGGUGGACGUGGCCAACAACGACGGCCGUGGCCCUGGAAGGGUUUUCGGGUCGUUUUGGGAGUGGCUCUGGCGAGAUGUCACCAUGGGAAAGGUACCGUGGGGAUCCAUGUUGGGUGCCAUGUUGGCUUCCAUGUUGGGUUCCAGCUGCCAGGGUAUGGGGGAGGCCACCAUAGGUUCGACGUCGACGUGGACCCAACGGGAGACGCAAAGGCUCGAGGACUUCGACCCAACAGGGGAAGCUCCGGGAGUGUCUCAAAAGCUUCUAAAGCUUCCUUCUAUAGGCCAGUCCAAGACGGGCUCUAUUGUGCAAGCCUUUGAAACCCUGCUAAGUCAACGUGGAACCUAUAGCUUGGAACCCGGAAGUGUCCCAGUGGUUUUGGCGCCCGGAGGCCCUGCCCGGAGCUUCGCCUGUUGGGUCGAAGUCCUCGAGCCGUUGCGUCUCCCGUUGGCUCGACGUCGCGUGACGGCGCUGCAUUGGGCGGCUGAGAACGGCGAGGCCACCGUGGUCGAGCAGCUGAUCUCUGCGAAGGCCACGGUGGACGCGACCAACGACGACGGCCGUGGCCCUGGGUUUUCGGGUCGUUUUGGGAGUGGCUCUGGCGAGAUGACGGAAGGGGUUCGUACAUUGGCAG